Messenger RNA from Asterias rubens (European starfish), 2100 nucleotides. RefSeq lists its product as uncharacterized. NCBI's taxonomy places the organism in Eukaryota, Metazoa, Echinodermata, Asteroidea, Forcipulatida, Asteriidae. The record is from RefSeq and is a predicted model, not a curated record. Bases 14 to 1384 code for a protein of 456 amino acids. The transcript is spliced from 8 exons.
CAAAAACAACAUCAUGGACGAUUUCAAGUUGAACGCUGCAAAAAUGAUCGCAGCUCAGCAAAAGCAGCGUAAUGGAGCCAGGUCACCAGAGUCCGAUAGCAAUUGGGACAGCUCUGAGCCAGAGAAUACCCUGCCCAACAUUAGCUCAGAGGAGGACGUUAGCACUGUAUCGACCCACAGCAGGAGAAGAGAAAAGAAUGCAACACCAAAAGCACCAAAGCAACCCAGCAGUACUAAACACCAGUCACAAACUCACCCACAGGGCAACAAACCCGUCAUGCCUCACCAUCUCGCCAUCAACGGAGAACAAUCUCCAAAGAAGUCUUCACCUGCGUCCAGCAUGAGAAGUGGACAAGGUGGAAAGGCGACGAAGGCUGGUGUCAAUGUGUUUGUAGACCGCGGUAGCGUAGAUUCAUCAGACGAUGAUUUCUCCGUCGCUAGCAAGAAAUCAGUCCCAAGAAAGCCCGAGAGACCACCGUUUGAUUUCAGGAAUGCAAUAACUGAACCACAGAGGGAGGACGUCGUCAAAUCAGAGCGACCGGGCAAAAGCCGGAAAGGAAAAGUUUACGACCCGUCCCCGGAGAAGAUGAACCAAAGCAUUAAUUCAGACCAGAAGCAGCUCAUUGUGGACACACCAGACGGUAAACCCAAAAAGAAAAACUGGAAAGUCAACCUCGGGUUCCAGUCGACAGAGAACGACGCCACGAUGAAUGACAACAACAACUUGAGUUACUCACAGCGGGACAUGGGGAUGUUGACAACAGCCAUGUCGUCAGACGUGGAGCUCAAGAAGAUGGAGGGGAGGAUGAGUCAGAUGAGCGAGAAGGAUGCAGGGGAUGAUUUGGGGAAAUAUGAUGAGGCGGGGCUCGAGAACUCACACUUACUCAUCAAGGAAAACACUCAGAGAUACAUCUACCGUUACAACCACGGGAGUAUGAAGUACUACGACACACGGACUGGACGUGAGGACAUCUAUAUGACUGCUAUAGCUGACAAAUCCGAGAAGCUGGUGCGCCGUUGUGCGAGGGAGGUCUUCGGUGCGCUCCGCAUCGUCGUGGACUUCUUCCUCAUUUUUCUUUUGGAGUUUCUCCGCUUCCUUGCGUACAACAUCAUAGGACUUUUCCUCGUUGGUCUUCUCACAACGUUCGGCGACUACCUCUUCAAGCCUGUCCUGGCUGCCCUUUUUAACAGUAUCCUUCAGCCUGUAGCGGUGUUCUUGUACAACACGGGCGUCGCCCUACAGACAGUAUUCAAACCCUUGAUUGACAUUUUGCGCGGAGUCUUCACGCAGAUUGCUAUGCUUCUGAGAGCAUUGAGGCUCGUAGAGAUCAACUGGAAAAGAGGGCCGGAGCAGAAUACUCUUAGGAGCAUGGAGGAAGUUUGACUCCUCAGGGCAUGUGCUUGAGGGAGGAGAUUUGUUGGGUUGGACAUAUUGAACAAAGAAAAUAUAAAGACUGGAAUUGGAACCUGUGAGAUUAACGUGCCGUCCCCUUCUAACUGAGCUAUUAAGCCCAGAGCAGAACACUCUUAGAAGCAUGGAGGAAGUUGGGCGCUUGGGGGAUGAGUUUUGUUGGGUUGAACAUGUUGACAAAGAAACCUGUUGGGUUAACGUGCAUCCCUCUACCAACUGAGCUAUUUAGUCCUUACAUUGGCGGUCUCCCUAUUUUGUUAAAAAGGGCCGGAGCAGACCAUGCCUAGGAGCGUGGAGGAAGUCUGACUUAUCCAGGGCAGGGUGUCUGAAAAAUAAGUCUUGUUUGGUUGAACAGAAAAAUGAAAAAGAGUGGGAUUCGAACCUGCGGCCUCCAGAUUAACUGUAACUGCAACCUUCAGAUUAAUGUACCAUCGCUCUACCAACUGGAACAGAGAUCCUCAGCGUUGGGGAAGUUUUACUAUUCCACGGCAAGACACCUUAGGGAUGUAGGGAUUCCGUAGGGUUGAACCUGUUGAACAAAAAUAUACAAAAUUGACUAGAGCGGGAUUUGAACCUGCCACCUACAGACUAGUGGGCCGAUGUCCCAGGAAAAUCCGUCCGCUGGAGAUUCUGUCCCCCAUUACGAAAUGGACCGUUCCGGCUUUCCACUAAGCUCCGCCCACCGCGCA